Eupeodes corollae is the source of this 560-nucleotide messenger RNA. RefSeq names its product probable salivary secreted peptide. The coding region runs from base 103 to 492 and encodes 129 amino acids. The transcript has 2 exons. NCBI's taxonomy places the organism in Eukaryota, Metazoa, Arthropoda, Insecta, Diptera, Syrphidae. The record is from RefSeq and is a predicted model, not a curated record.
AUAUAAAAUUAUUCACAAUCGUAACUUAACAGUGGUUAUAUAAGUAAAAUAUCGCAAAUCGGGUAAUUAACAAAAAAAAUUCGAUCUUAUUUUUAGUUCGUCAUGAAGCAUUUAAUUGUACUAACGUUUGCUGUUAUAGCAGCUACUUGGAUUACCAUAUCACAAGGUGUCAGCUCUAGAUAUGGUUCCAAAGGUAUUCACGAUCAGUUGCUGCAUAGACAAUACGUUGUUAUUGAACCAUCUUGGUGGCGUGGACUUACAUCUGAUGUAGUAUACCCUCCUCCGGGUUAUGUGAAUACGAAGCCCAUAUCUGCUGUUUUCGUGAUUGAUUCUACUGGAAGUACGAACACAUCCACAGGAUAUGGAUCGUUAUCCAAGGGUGGGCCUGGAGAAACUCAUGUAACAGUGCAUCUAAAGUCUCCGUUCCGCACGGGUUUGAAUUUCACUGUAGAGAUUUAUGGAACCUCAGGGUAUCUGGUAAAUCAUGGUUAAAUGAAAAUUGCUUGUAAGAUCAAAAAAUCUUUUUGAAAACUGAUGUGUAAAUAAAUACGUCUCACAGA